Molecule: messenger RNA, 1023 nt
Organism: Suillus subaureus
Lineage: Eukaryota; Fungi; Basidiomycota; Agaricomycetes; Boletales; Suillaceae
Exons: 7
Coding region: 1-1023 (340 amino acids)
Source: RefSeq, a predicted model, not a curated record
AUGCCGCCAUCUCAAGCCAAAGCAUGGUCGUUGGUAGUGGUCUUGGCAGCAGCAGCACUUGCACCAAGAGGUGCCUUUGCGCAGACGUCCACUGUGACAUGCCUAUCCUCCUUUAGUUGGAUGGACAACAGUCUCAAGCAAAAUCCUUGCGUCGUUGCUUCCUACCUCGAGAGCGUCUGUGGAGCUAUCAACUUCGCUCCUUUACCUUCCGGUUACUACUACGCACCUCCCUCGGCCGCUUCAGCAAACACUUGCGUAUGUAAUACAGUAACCUACUCGAUGGUUAGCGCUUGCGCUGACUGCCAGAAUGCCACAUAUCUGGAAUAUCCGAAUGACAUUCCCACUGGCACCAAGGUUCCGAAUUGGGCAUAUUUGAACGUGACCGGUGGGUUCGACCCCGUCGCAGCGCAAAGCAACGGAGACCUCCCGGAAUCUACCGCAACCAAUGUACCUACUAUCACAGUCACUUAUUCGACCACCUUGUCUGCUUCCUUGACUGGCGUGUCUACUUUCACCAGUUCUUCGGGCGCAGCCACAGGAUCUUCAACAUCAUUGACUGGCGUGUCUACUUCUUUGACCAGCGUGUCUACUUUCACCAGUUCUUCGGGCGCAGCCACAGGAUCUUCAACAUCAGCAUCUGAUUCGACAAGUUCCAAUGUUGGAGCUAUAGCUGGGGGUGUUGUUGGUGGAAUUGCGGGAGCUGCAGCCAUCAUUGGCCUUGCGACAUGGUACUUUUUCAAACGCCGUCGCUCCUCCACGACGCCAUCAGCCGCUUUCAAUGACAUAGGCGGAGGUCCGGGCCAGACUCAAGGUUUUUACUCCACCAACGCUACUACAUUCCCAAUGGCGGAGCAAUCACGUCUCUACGACCCCUCUGACCCGACUACUUUCCCAGGUCGUCUUCACCCCCUCACUGGCCCAAUCGCCUCAUCUAGCAACACAAACCUAAACCCGUCGAUGCCCUCACCCGUCUUUCCCCAACAAUCGCGCUCUGGACAGUACGCUGGCAUUCCACAAGUCUAG